Messenger RNA from Boeremia exigua, 327 nucleotides. RefSeq lists its product as uncharacterized. Lineage: Eukaryota; Fungi; Ascomycota; Dothideomycetes; Pleosporales; Didymellaceae. The coding region runs from base 1 to 327 and encodes 108 amino acids. The record is from RefSeq and is a predicted model, not a curated record. The transcript is spliced from 3 exons.
AUGAACAGCGUUCGUACAUUCUCCACCACCGCAGGUCGUCUCUUUCAGCGUGUUGGUUUCCAACAUCUGAAGGAUCACUGGAAGGAGCACGCCGAAAAGGUCACUCGCCCUGGAGGACCUGCCGAGACGUCUAUGCAGUCUACGCUGGCCAAAGUCAAGAUCCAUCACCAUGACGGUGAGCCCGUCCACUUCCCGAGUAGUGACCCGACUUGUCCCGAGAAAAUCGUAAGCAUGAAGUGCUACUACACCAACGGCGAGAAGAACACUUUCCAUCUGUAUGCAGAUGGUGGUCUUACCAAAAAGAAGGGCGCGGAGAAGCUGUACUGA